This is a messenger RNA of Trypanosoma rangeli, 1530 nucleotides long. RefSeq names its product putative oligomeric golgi complex component 8. Lineage: Eukaryota; Euglenozoa; Kinetoplastea; Trypanosomatida; Trypanosomatidae. The coding region runs from base 1 to 1530 and encodes 509 amino acids. The record is from RefSeq and is a predicted model, not a curated record. The transcript has a single exon. Gene Ontology annotation, biological process: intra-Golgi vesicle-mediated transport. Gene Ontology annotation, cellular component: COG complex.
AUGGAGACGAGCAUGAGUGAUGAAGAGGGGGUCCGCCGCGGUAUCGUGGAGGCGGCGGUGGAGCACUACUCUCUCCUCUCGGGGACUCAGGAGGUGAACGCAAAGGUGGCCGCCGCGUCGGGGAGCGCGUUGUCGUGCGUGAAGCGGCUCAACGACUCGCUCGGCAAGCUACAGACGCUCAGCCAGGCGAUGACGAGAGUGGGCCAGCAGUGGCGCAGGGAGAAGCAGAUCGCACUGGGCACGGUGGCGCAGCACCAGAAGUUGCUUGCUUUUUUGGAGGCUCCUGCCGUGUUUGAUGAUUGCAUCCGGAACGAGAUGUACCACGAGGCCCUCAUGGUACUGGAACACAUAACACGAUCCUCCCAGCCCAUGGCAGAGGUGGAGUUAUUUCGCCGCGUCGAGGUGGAGGUGCGCUGCAACUUGGAGCGGGCACUCUCGGAGGUGGUUUUCCCCCGUUUGGCGCAGCAGCUAACUGUCGCCUCCGCUGUGAAGGUGACAACCUUCUUGCGCAGACUCGGCGUCGAUGAAAGCCAGAUACGCCGACUUUUCCUCUGGAAGCGGGCGGAGUACGUGGAUGGCUUUCUGCGUGAGGCAGAGGAAAGCGAGGUGGCGUACUCGCGCAUUUUUAGGUACGUGGCGGCCUUUAAGGUGCACGUGAGCGAGGCGAUCAUGCAGUACACCGCCUGCUUCUCCCCAACGGUCGAGGGUGGGGCGUGCAGCGAACUUGUUGCCUGGUGUCAUCAGAGGGUGUACGUCUUUCUCGAUGGCUUCCGUGCCUCGCUGGAUAAAAUCACCAACGGCUCCGAAUUGUCCUCCGUCAUAGAGGAAUGCAACAGCUGCAGCGCCACCGCGACACUGCUGCACAUGGAUGUUUCAGGGCUCCUUAACGAGUCUCUCAUCUCUCGUGUGAAGACGCUUUUUGCUGAGCAGAUUGCCCUUUCUAUGCAAUCCUACACCGCUUCCAUGGCGACGUUUUCGUGGCGAACUUCAACUGGGCCGCAGUGGAGUUCUUCACUAAAACGAGCAGAGCCGACGUCAUCGUCGAAUUCAAGCAUGUCACCCCCAUUGAGCCUUCUGCAGUGGCUGCCGCUUGCGUAUGCUUUGAACGGGCUGCUUACUGCGUUUAAUACAAUUCGCAAGUGUGUGGUUCCUGGUGUGAAGCUGUUUUGCGUCUCCAAGGUUGAGGGACUGCUGCAGACGGUGGCGAAGGACCUUGCGCGGGACAAGGAACUUUUAAUGGCCAUGGAGGGGGGCGAGAAGCAGGUGUACCUGCUCUUUGUGGAGGCCUUUGUUAAUGAUUUUUACGCGCAUGUACUGGUGUGCAUACGGGAGCUUCUGGGCAACGAUGCACAGCGCCUUUUAGAGAAUGGUAUGCGGGGGAGUAUUGAGAGCCUUCGGAGCAUUCUUCCCACAGAGCGUCACACGGCGUCAUGUGGAACCCCGCAGAAGGAGCAGCAGGUGAUGAACGCCGCCAGUUUUUCCACGGACCCUCAAGGCGUCAGCGUCGCCCCCAGCGCUGUCGGCACAUGA